UGACAAGCAGAAAGCCACUUUGCUGGUUUGAUCACGCCAACAUUGCUGUGCCGCAACAACAAAGGGCCAAACACCAUAUUGUCACACUCGAUAUGCUGUGCCGUCGAAGCUGUGUCUUGCCCCCAAUGGGGCGAGAAUCAAGAUCAUACGCCGCCAUCCUUCGAGCUAUUUCUCCAAUACCUUCCCCACCGCCAUUGUUCUUGACAGCAGUUCCUGAGGUCUUGUGAGCCGUCCCAUGCCCAACAAUGGCAAGGGCAAGAACACCGACAACACAACUCUUGCUGCUGGCGGGUCUGCUUCUCGGCAACGCCAGUGCCCAAACAUGCUACAAUACAUGGGGCCAGGAGGACGCAGAACUGCAACCAUGUGUCAGCCCAGGAACCACGGAUGCCCUCGCGACGACAUGGUGCUGCAACAAGGGCGACUACUGCCUCUCCAACGGGCUCUGUCUCAGCCCCGAGUCGAGCAACCUCAUGACGCAGCAAGGCUGCACCGACCAGAACUGGGGCGGCUCCUGCAGCAAGUUGUGUUCGGUGGGCAAUGACCAAGGCUUGGCCGAGAUCCCGCUAAUCUCCUGCCCAUCCAGCUUCGACAACAUAACCAACACCGUCCAAUACUGCUGCGGCCCGGACGCUUCCAUCUGCUGCUCGACGCCCUCUUCCUGGCUCACCAUCCCCGCAGGCACCAUCAUCCGCACCCCGUCCUCCACCAGCACUUCCACCACCACCUCCCAGCCCCAAACCAACACCCUCCAAAUCGGCCUCGGAAUAGGCCUCGGCAUCGGCCUCCCCAUCCUCCUCGUCCUCUUAGCAGUAGCCUACCUCCUCUCCCGGGUGCCCCUCCGCUCCCGCGGCAGCCACAGCCGUCGCGGCCACAAAGGCAAGCGCAGCAAGCCCACCACCACGGGCGCCGGCAACGGGUCCGGCGGCAACGCAGAUGAUACCAAGACAGAAAAAACCUCCUCCUCCUCGUCCACCACUCAAACCUACCCGCCCCGCCGUCACCAUCACCGCCACCGCGGCUUCUCCUUCGGCCACGUCAGUGACACCAACCACCACCCCUCCGCCGACAACGACAACGCCAACGGGCAUCAUCAUUCUCACUUCCCCUGGCCACCGCCGCCUCCAGCUUUCCUAGGAGCCGGAGCCGGAAGGGCGGCCGCCAUAGCGCGGUGGGCGCGCUCGCCGUUUGGGUUCGGCGGGCUUUCGUUGCCGGUCGAGGUCCAGGAGGCGCCGCCGCCUAGUCCGAAGGAGAUGGAUGGACGUGGGAGGGGUGCUACGUACGGCAAUAGACUGGAACGCCGGUAUAUCAGGGGCAUCAGGAACUUGGAGAUGUUGCGGUAGAAGUAUCAAACCGGGUGUAUACAGCCCCUCAGCAUGUUUCCUAUCCUGAGAGUAGCCCUGAAAGCCCUGAGCAGUAGCGUAUCUGUAACUUUGAUCAUUCAAGCCGG
Molecule: messenger RNA, 1450 nt
Organism: Parathielavia appendiculata
Lineage: Eukaryota; Fungi; Ascomycota; Sordariomycetes; Sordariales; Chaetomiaceae
Exons: 3
Coding region: 246-1343 (365 amino acids)
Source: RefSeq, a predicted model, not a curated record